This is a messenger RNA of Oncorhynchus kisutch (coho salmon), 1740 nucleotides long. Its product is annotated as E3 ubiquitin-protein ligase MARCH2. The coding region runs from base 417 to 1157 and encodes 246 amino acids. The transcript has 5 exons. NCBI's taxonomy places the organism in Eukaryota, Metazoa, Chordata, Actinopteri, Salmoniformes, Salmonidae. Gene Ontology annotation, molecular function: ubiquitin-protein transferase activity; zinc ion binding. The record is from RefSeq and is a predicted model, not a curated record. Gene Ontology annotation, biological process: protein ubiquitination.
AUUGGGUGGUCCAUUAUUGUUACAAAGGGCACACUUAUACAAGUACUAAUCAGUGGGAAUAGGGGGCAGGUGUGCAUAAUGAAAGUUCCGGAGGGAUCUGUGACAACCGCUGCCAGCCCAUCUUUGCAGAUCCCACUAUAACAAGUAAUUGGGUUUGUUGGAGAGCCCUGGACAGGGAGGCAUUGAUCUGCUGCACUACCGCCUUUACAAUGGCUCUAGCUUGCCUGUCAGAGACACUCUGGAAUAGCUGUUGCUCUAGCUGGUUAGCCGCCAAGUAGAUGUCCUGCAGCACUUCAAUCACUCUAUCCUGGACAUCUGUGUAUAUAUCACAUCCUGAGUGAUACCAAAAAGCUCCUCCGUCCAAACAGUUGCCCACAGCAGUGGGAGGAGAGGUGUGUCACCCACACCAGGGCGCCAUGACUACACCAGGCUGCUGCCACCUGCCUGGAUCCCUGUGUGACUACUCAGGCAGCGCUGCCGACCUGCCCAAGGAGGUAGAGGAGCCAGAUGCCAGCCAGGCCCAGUACGUCGCUAAGGUUACGGCCAAAGAUGGCCGCCCACUCUCCACUGUUGUCAAGGCUAUGGGCUCACAGAGUAAUGAAGGCAUGUGUCGGAUCUGUCACGAGGGGGCCGGUGGUGAGAUGCUGCUCUCCCCUUGCAGUUGCACAGGGACCCUGGGUAAGGUGCACAAGAGCUGCCUGGAGAAGUGGCUGUCCUCCUCCAACACCAGCUACUGUGAGCUCUGCCACACCGAGUUCACCGUCGAACGGCGACCCCAGCCCCUCACACAGUGGUUGCGGGACCCAGGCCCGCGCAGUGAGAAGCGCACGCUUCUGUGCGACAUGGCCUGCUUCAUGCUCAUCACGCCACUAGCGGCCAUAUCUGGCUGGCUGUGUCUGAGGGGAGCCCAGGACCACCUGUUCCUCAACAGCCGGCUGGAGGCUGUGGGCCUCAUCGCCCUCACCAUUGCUCUCUUUACCAUCUACGUCCUCUGGACACUGGUAUCGUUCCGCUAUCACUGUCAGUUAUACUCGGAGUGGAGGAGGACCAAUCAGAAAGUGCGCCUGCUCAUGCCUGAAAUUAAAGGAGCGCACUCUACUCAACAUUCCGUCCCGACCAAGUCGACCAAGAAAAUAACUGACGAGACCAUCGUAUGAGCGCUGUGGUCUCACUUAAAAAAGUGUAAUAUAUCUUGAACUUCUGCACUUGUGGACCAUUCUGGGGAUUAUUUCUCCAUAAUCUCUAUUAUUUGAAACACUUGAGCCCAGAUAUUAACUAUAACCAGUGGUUUUGGGACGUGUUGGACUCGUGGAAUGAAGUGUCACUGAUGUCAUCGCUGGAUUAUGAACACUGGCCUAGAAAAUCAGGACACAAAUGGAAGGACACAGUUAAUGUAGCAGGAUGUAACUGAUGCAGCAUGUUAAUACAGUAUAUCUGAAACAUACUACCCCCCUUCACAAUGUAUUUAGCUGUUUUUGGAAAACUGGCAUCCAAUAGCCCUAUGAAUUUACUCUCUCAGAACAAUGACCAUGUGAACAACCAAGUCUAAAUAUGAUGUUUUCUGUUGUUAACUCUUUGCCCUUUGGAAGUUGGUAGAAGUGGGAGAGAGAAAUGUUUUGGAGUUUUGGCUUUGGAGUGUCAGUCAAUGUAUGCUAAAUCAUUUUAUGUUGCACUCCCUUGAGUAAGCUGGGUCAUUGUGCAAUAAAACAUAAGAGACUCUUGGUCUUUGCAGUCGGCACA